AUGAAGCUUGCCGAAACGGGCGCCACCGACGCCGCGAGCGACAUUUCUUUGAGGAGUGCGAUGAGUUCUCUGGCGGUUUUCGUUCAGAACACCGAUGCCAACAUGCAAAGUUCGAAUCCCGAGCUAUCAGGGACAGAUGUCUUGCACCAGCUCUGCCCGCAGAAGGUCACCGGGUCUCUGGAACUCUUCAAGGAGGCUUUGGCAAAGAACAAGCAGGACCAGAUGACUGGAGAUCGGGCCAAGAUGUUGCUGGAUGCUAGUAUUGAGGUAGUGAUCCAUCUCCUCGCAGAGUUCUCGAAGAACGACUCGGUGCUCAUCGCCAUGCAGUACGAGUACGGCACCAGCCUCUUCCCUACUCGGUCGGAAGAUCAGGAGAUCUUCUGGAAGACCGCCACCACAUUCUACAACAAGUUCAUCAAGACCCAGGGCAAGGACAAAGCCAGAGUCAUGUUGCUGAUCUGCCGCGAAGCGCGCAAAGAGCAUCCGGUUGUCCAAGCAGCUGUGCAGCAAAACUCGCUGAUGGAUAUGAAGGGCCUGGUGACACAGGCGAACAUUGCCGAGUACAUGAGCAGCUACCUGAAUCUACCGGAUGCCGAUUCCAACCUCAUCCCAACGCCGCUCCGGACCUUCGUUUCCCAGGUGACACUGGGAAAUCCUCUCUACAUUCGCGAGACCAUCGACCAGCUUCGCGAACAUCACAUCCAGGUAAACGAAGGCGCUGGUGGGCAGGUGAAGAACGUUGAAUGCAAGGAUAUUGACAAGGUCAAUGUCUCACAGUGGGGCCAUACGGCGAUGAUCGGCAAUACAGUCUGCGCCCUCGAGGCGUUAGACCCCCUGGAGGCGGCCGUGCUGAAGAUGAGCACCUGCUUCGUGGGGCCCUUCACUCUCGGGGAUCUGGCGGCCAGCAUCUGCUCAAGGUGGGCGGAUUCGACGCACUUCGACUUCCUUCGCCUGUUUCAGGCCAUUCGGAAGCUGCAGGAUCAGAAGAUGAUCGAGGCGGUGGAUGUGCCGGAGGAGACCGAGACCAGGCGCGGACCUUUGGUUUUCGUUUGGUGCAUCCGGUGCUGUCCAGAACAAGAUGAUGCCGGUGAGCUGAGAUCCGACUGCAAAGAUCAUGAACAGCCGAUGCAAAAUGUGCUUUGGCAGCCCGAGCGAGACCAAGCUUUCUCCCAGCUUACAACAGGGGCGAGCUGUUCGCAGGGCAUGAACUUCGUCCGUGCCGAAACGCUGGUGCAAGAGAUCACGGGCGAUGGCAAAGUUCGGGACAUCGUGACGCAGGUCAAGAAGUCGGAGGCGGAGAAAGAAGCCGAGCGAAAGGAGACCGUUCUUCGAAACUUGCCGGAGUUCAAGCGCGACGGGCAGUCUGCUGCGGAGCAGAUCGCCAACAACAAAGAAGACGAGAAAGAUCAGGAUAAAGAGGAUAAGUACAACGUCCACACGAUCGAUGAGGCCGAGUUCGAGCACUACCAGCUUAUUGAAGAUGCGGAGCGGGAGAAGAAGCGGAAGAAAGACUUCGAGGAUGCCGAAGCUGUUGCCCUCUUCGAGACAGAAAGAAAGCGCUUCAAGGAGGACACCAGGGACACCCGGCGCUCUCCAGUUCUCUCCAGCCCGCUGUUUAUGAAACGUGCGGGUACAUACUACCCACUGGCGCCACUUUUUCUGGUGGGUGUGCUUUUGAUCUACGUGGGUCUUCCCACGUCAACUUCUGUACAAGUUGGGCAAGAGGGUCUUUCUUCCAGCAGCGAUUUUGCGCUUUUGCUGCGCCACCACGGAAGCAUGCCUCCGAAGCCCCAGACGGACAAAAACAAAGUGCCGAGCAAAGGUGGCCAGAAAGGCGACAACGUACAGGUCAGCCGUAUAGACUUCGGUCUUCCCGCGGCGGUUUCCACCUCGUUACAGUCGAUAGCUACCAGAUCCACGCAGGACCUCUGGGGUGCCACGGCCUUUACAACGGAGGACGCCACGGCAGAACAGUUAGCUCAAAGACGAGCAAAUGCCAUCUCGAAGCUCUCCAAGCGCUUGUCAGGGAAUGUACGCGCAAAAGAGGAACUUGGUGGUGCCCUGUUUCAAUGGUGUUCUAUUAUCGGACAACAUCUUCUCGGUUUGGUCGGGCGGGCGAGAGCUAUUUGCACGAAGAUCGACGAGGACACCCUACAGGCGGUUCAAGACAUGAACGAGGCCUUGGUACACCAGCCAUCUGCCGCAUCUCUAGAGAAAGUGACCCAAGCGACCUCCUCUGUAGGCAAGGUUUGGAGCGAACUUCAAGAAUUAGAGGUUCAACGCAUUGCCGCAGCUCUUCGGGCAUUUGCAGCAGUAGGCAGUCCAGGUGCUUCUCCCGAGGUCAGCCUUAUAGACCGGCAGUCGGAAGCCAGUUUUGGAGCAUGGGGCAACACGUCGAUGGCGCAAGAGAAGCGGCACUGGUGUGGAGAGGCCUUCCAAGAGUCCCAGGCGGACAACCGACCGUCCGAGCCCGAGUUAAUUCCGGACGAGUCACCUGUCGAGGUAACCUGGCGCAUUGCUUGGCUUGCCCUGUUGCGUUUCGCGGUCGAGCAAGGACAAGACCCAGUCGGAGAGUUGUCAGCCAGUGCCGAGCAAGAUGAAUGGCUAUAUCCCAGCCAGCUGGUCGAGAUGGGCUGGGUCUUGCAUUCGGGUUGUACUGCAUGUUGCCGUGGCUUCUCCUGGUUCACGGCAUUGGCGUUCUACUUUCCCGGCGCCAUUGGCGUGUGCCUUGCGUAUGUCCUGGCUUAUGUGGCUGUGUUCUCAACCGGCAGUGUUCCAGCCACCACGAAUGUUGCUGAGCUUGCCCCGGCCCGUUUCGCUGGUGCUCCCUCGAUCAGAUUCUCCAUGUCGAUGACCGUGUUCACGAUGCCCUGCUGUUCCGUCAGGUUUGUGAAGUUUUCGGCUUACACGCCUCUGCUUGGCAUUGGCGGCAUGUGGUUGAAGCUCUUCCGUCCCUGCCACCUGAGCAGUAUGUUCUGUCACCAGUUGGCUUGCCCUGGCACCGCGUCCUGCUUCCUGUCGACCUACGUCCUGUUGGAGGUUCUGUCUCGCUUGUCGAAACAACCCGUAACCAGCCUUGUGGGCAAAUUGUUGCCGAUGCUGCCGCCCAGCAACAGCUGCAGCUGCGUGACCAGGAUGUCCUCUGCCGAACAUGUGGUACCUGGUUUGUUCCCCAUGCCUUUACUGGGCUUCUUCCUCGUGGGAUUGUCUCUGGAAGACGUGUUUUCCACCAGCCUUUCUCUGCCCAGCCCGGCUGAGCUUGCCUUUCACGAAGAAAGUGGUGCCAACGCUGUUGUGAUGUUUCCCAACGGCCUGCACUUCACCUUCGCUCCUGCUUUUGCAGAUCAUCUUUCCAUUCGAUCCACUGUUAUGGGCAGAUUUAUGGCAGACGUCACCAGUGGUGCUCAGGACUUUAGUCAUUUUGCACGUGUCCUGCCUCCUCUUGACCGUCUCCCAGCGGUCCAGUUUGUUGCCAUGCUCUGCACUGAGGGUCAAUUCCCCGGGAUCAUUGACUUCAGGCCUAUAGGCGGCGGCAUCACGGUUGCGGCCAUGUUUCGGAAUGCCCAUCCUGCUUCUAGGCUUAAAGAUGUUAUUGAGAGUCAAGGUGAGCCUGACCCCAGCCGCAGUGUUAUGGAAGCACUGGCACGGGGCUGUCUCUCUGUGCUGCACCGCGAAUGUAUUGUCGAUCCGUACAGUCCGCUUCAGGCAGCGGUUCCGGCCCCACUCGUCAUUGUACGGCGCCGCGAGCAGGCAACACUUAGUGAGAAUGAGCCCUCGAGUCCAGCUACGCGUCACUCUGCGAUGUGGGCUCUGAUCGGGGUGACUCUCUUCCGGGUUCACGGCAGUCGGCUCAUUCUUGGGGGCAUUUUGUUACAUCUCAGCCUCGCUGCUUUCCUUCCGCCUGAGGACCCAGCGCAGGUCCAUGAUAUCCCCAUCCAACAAGAAGCGACCAACGCUUCCCUAUUUUGCCCGGGGGACAAUCUGGUUGGGAUGCUGGCAGUGCCUAGCGAUCGCCACGAUGCCAGUCAGUGGCUUCGAGCCAACGUGUAUGUUUUCGUCACAUCCCAUGACAAAGGCCUUCAGCGUGUCCAGGAUGUCAUGCGCAUUGGCGGUCUCACUACUUGGGAUCUUCCCGGGGUCGAGCUUCAUGGCCAAUCCGUCAUUUGGAAAUGGACGGGCAUGACCCCUUCGUGUGCGAUGUCUAUCGUGAUACCGCGGCUGCUAUACAUUCCGCUUGGCAGCGAACUGCCUCACACCUUGCUUCAGGAGGGGUCCUUCCUUCUGCUUAGUGCUUAUGUGGUUGCGGCGGUUAGGGAGCCCUCCUCCCCCGAUCACGACGACAGUCCCUUGGACACCUUUCGCACUCUGCUGCGGGAAGCCGGACACAGAGCCGAGACCAACACGCUUCAUGUUGCCUUCGACACCCUGCCGACUCAACUGGAUGUUGUUUCUUGCCCGGCUGAAGGGCCUGCGUGGUGGAUUGUCCGGGACGGCAUGUCCCGUGAACUCCUGCGCCCGGUUGCUCCAUGGUACGAAGCUGACGGCCGUCGUAUCCUUACUGUCAACUCACUCGGCCAAGCACAAGGCCUCACGUAUGGAGCUGCUGCUGGCGCUCUGCAUAGGCUUGCUACGGGUGUUCGUGCUGCCUGCACUUACCCCUUGUCACGGAUCAUUGGUCAUCUGUCUGCUAGCGAAUUGGUGUUCACGGAAGUUGCAAUUGGGUCCUUUGCUCUUCAGCUUCGCUCUUCCGGCCACGUGUUUCUUGCGCUUUCCCUCUUGCACCUAGGUCUGAUCCCGGGGCACGCGAUGCAGCAAGAAAUCGCGCUACGACCUGCAGCUAGUCAGAGCACCGGUUGGGGCGCCGGGCAGGCUCCCGCACCCACUAUUGCCCGUGUCUGGACGCACGCACUUGCUGCCCCUACCGUCUUGCCCUUCAUUGCUGCCCCUGAUCCCGUUGUUAUGGCGCAGUGCGUUGCAAAUACUGCCAGAGGUGUCACAGCGAUAGGCGAUUUCGUGUGGACCACUCCUCAGAUCGUGCAGGGCGUGGCCCAUCUCCUGCAUGUUCCAUCUGGUUCGGCCCCUCCCAUGGUUUACUGGCUCUUACAUUACCGGGGACGAGGCACGGUAUAUGGGGCAGUCGGUGCUGUCUUUGAUUGGCAGCAAAUUGGACAAGCGGCCGCUGAAGAUUUUGGGCUGCCCUUUUUCUCUCAAGGCCAAUUCGCGGUCUGGCAUGGAGGACGAACCAUCUCAUAUGGUACCCAAGUCCCCGUGCCUGUUCAUGGCACAAUCAUCACCUUGGUCCGGCAGUAUCCGGCAACCGCUUCAGGGCUCUCAGCGUGGGAUACGCCGGCAGGAGUGUCAUUGGCCUACCACUUCGAUUAUGAUAUCUGUCGAGGUCCCUGUGGUGAAGUGCCACUUCUAGGCGAGGUGGAUUCCCGCGUCCGACCGGCUGCUCGAACUUCCUCAGAGAGGCCAGUGCCAGUUGAACCCACAGAUUCCGGACAGCCGGCUUCUAUAGCACCGGAUCGUAGCCUGGUCCGUCAGGUUAACGAGGUCAGCCAUCAAUUGACGAUGCUUACCGCCCGUCUUGAAUCUGCUGGUAUCUUGCAAGGGUCCGACACUACGGAGGCUACCUCUGCCCCACAUUUCCGAGGCCAGGAGGAGCCACAGGAUAGUGCUGCGCUGGGUGCCCUGCAUUUUGCGUCGAAGCCACUGUUUUUGGCCUUAACGGUGCUCUCAGUUGCCAAAGGUGGUUACCCUACCCUCGGUCUCAUGCUUUGUUUGCCUGGAGUUUGGGGAGAUGGCGGUAGUGAUUCCUCGGAAGAACCACAGCCACCGAGCUCACCCUCGCUCACAGCUGUCACCGCGCCUACGCCUGAAAAUGAGCUAGUGGGCACGGGAGGAGCUGAUCCACAUCUAAUACGGCCGAGCGACGACCCGCUUGCACGUACAGGUGCUCCCAUGCUUGAAUGGCCUAGGGCCCUUCCUGUGUUUCGUCAAGCGGAGAUCCCUCAGCUCCAAACCAGGGUUAGUGCCUUCAUGAGCGAGGUCGAUGACCGCAGCAACCGCCUCUCUCCAUUUUUACCGGCCGGAUGUCCCCUUGUUAUACAUAAUCCCUUCACAGAGGCCGAGCAAUGUUCUGUGCAAACACAGCUCACAGGCUCUGGACAGAUCUUUCGGUUUUUCUUGCAAGACUUUGCGCAGCGUCGAGGAUGGCAACCUAUCGUCCCUGUGCAACCACAACCGGAUGAGUCGGCUAUCCAUCUCAUACCGGCAGCUGCAGACCCCCGCCUGGCUUCUGUAGUUCUGCGUACCCCUCAGGGCUUGCAGCCGAUGUGUCUUCCGCGGUCGUUGCCUGCAGGGCCGAGCCGAGCCCUUACACUGAACGGUCGGUUCGGGCGCAUUCGAGAGCCAUACCCUACUAGGAGGAUCACGGACCGGUCACUUCAGCUUCGCGAUGGAGACUGUUUGCUGCUAGAUCAAGGCCCCUUUGGCCCUCCUCCGCCCACGCCCGUACGUUCAGCCGGGCGAUUGUUGGCCCCGGGGCUUCUCACGUUGGGUGUCUCUUCUUGGCGAUACCUCGCCCUGUUUACCGUCUGGUGGUGGUUUCCAGUCAACUCCAUGCAACAGCUUGCAGUUGUUCCAGUUGCUCGAAACCGGCCUGGUCCAGAAGUCCGCCGCUUUCCAUGGCGGUCCCCCCCUCAAGACCGCACCUUCCAGGCAGUUGCGGGCCAGGCCAGGAUUCGCUGCACUCUUCUCUGCCCACUCACAGGUCUGCAAGGCGUCUAUGAGGUUCCGUCUACCAGCACUUAUGCCGAGGUACGCCAGCACUAUCAAGAGGUCUACGGCAACUGGAUUGUUGACGUUGUACCCAUUUGGCCCACACCUCGAUUUGAUCGCCUUGUUCUUGUGCCUGAACUCGCGGCGGGCCCGCGUUGUGUGUGUGUAGCUGCCCGGUUUGGCCAUACCACGCGUGCUUUUCUUCUGCCCGGGCGUUGCUCCUUUGAAUGCCUCGCUCGUGGCCUCCAAUAUCUGUCGGGGUGGACUGACUUCAGUCUACGCCUGCCCCCUGCUUUGCACAAUCAACUGCUCCUAGACCCCAGUGUAGAGUUUCAGCUUCGCACUGCUGAUGUGCUUGUGGCAGAAUCCGAUACCAUUGCCCUCGACGCAGCCGCGACUCACGUCUCACUAGUCCUCCCGGAUCGGAUUCCCUGGGACGAGCCGUUUACUACAGUCACUGCAGAGCUUGUCGCUGUGUGGAUGCCCGAUACCCGCUUCCCCAUUUUUACUAGUGUACCUGCCGGAUCUGUGUGGCUGCCCAGCACUGGCACUUUCGAGGGUCCUUUCAGUGCAAGAUACCCCGGGCGUUGGAUUCCCGUUGUCUGGCAUCCUGCGCCUUGCGUUCACCUUGUCCGAGCUGCUGAUCGGCGCGGACGAGCUCACAUUCUGCAUGAAAGCCGCGAUGGUGUCUUUUCUGUGAGUUUCACCUGUCGUACUUCGCGGGUUGAGCUUGCCGAAGAAUUUCAUACGCUGCCUGAACAUGUCUGGGUAUUAGGUGCCACACCGACGGAUACUGACGCCCCACUGGUUUUGCGGGAUGGCGACAUUGUCCUAGACUCCUACUUAUAUGAGGAGCCUGGCCCCGAGGUCUGGCUUAUCGGGGCGGCAGACCGGCCGUGUGUAGCAGUCUGGAUACCACUCCUGGUCCUCAGCGCGGCCUUUCGUAAUCCCAAACUUUUGAGCAUUCUGGCUUUUUCCCAGCUGGGGCACGCCACUAGACGCAGUCGAAGCCGUGCAGCUAGUUCUGCUGCCUCUUCUGCGGAUUCUGAGGCCUCUCUGAGUCCUCGCGCUGGCGGCUGGCGACCCGAAUUACCGAACCCCAUGCAUGAGGUACUCUCUCGAGGUCGUGCACACUACUGCAUCCUUUCCCCAUUCCAUGGUGGCGGUCGACCGGGCUAUUUCUUGCGCGACACUACUGGCGAAGACCUUGACGAUCGUGUGGCUAGGUUUUGUGGGUCAUGGAGCCGGCACCACAUCCUGCUUGGCUCGGCAACGUCGCGCCAGCCCCUUGUUCUUAUACCUGGUGGCUUGGAUGUGUUCGCUACUGUAGUUGUGCAUACAGCAGAUGGUCGUUAUGCCUCCCUUGUGCCGCGACAGUUUUCCUGGAGGGAGCUGGAAGCGUACUGCCGGGCUCGACACCCUCACGGCUGUCAUCUUGUAUCUUCGCCUGCUUUGGCGCGCUUUCGAGCUCUUCCCAGUCUUAGCAUGGGAUUGCGAGACGGUGACAAUUUCCGCUGGGGGCUCGCCGAUACGCACACCCAUGCGCAUCCCCCACCAUUUGUGAGGCACCGUUAUGUGCACUGGCUCCCACACCUUGACGGCUGGCACCUCUCUUUCACUAUUAAGCACGGUGCUUGGGUGUUUGUUUGGCAGCCCGAGGGUGAUCCACUCUUCCAUUGUGAGCGCCAUUGGGUUCCCGCAGGCAGUCGGUGGAUCCCAGGGAGCCUGCAGUUUUGUCGACCGCGGUCUGCACCUGGCACUGAGCGCUGGGUGCCGGUCUCUCACUAUGACGGCAGGUGCCAUUUUGUGCAACAGUCUCCAGCGGGGCACGCUCAUGUGUUGCUCCACCAACCCUACAGUGGACACGAACCGGAGUGCAUGCUCUUAGAGCCCCCUUGCGCUGUUGACUCCAUACCACAUGGCUGGCAGCUUGCUCCGCAACUCAGGAGGCGGUCCGGCUCUGGCCCCCUGAGGGACGGCGAUGUAUUGGUGCCCUCUCCACUGCCGCCAGUGAUUCCAGCGCUUACCGUCCUUGGUGCAUCUGCUGCAGGACUGCGCUCCUCAUAUGCGGGCUUGCUUUUUGCUACGGUCCUGGGCCUCAGCCAACACGCUGACGCCAUGUUUGCACCACCAGAAUCGCAGCUCCAAGACCCGGUUAGGGUUGGCAAGUUUCCUUGGCGGCUUCCUGACCCCGACCGUGCUUUGCACGAAUCCAUCUCUGAGGGUCAACUUUGUCAAGUUCUCUCGCCGUAUGGUGUAGUCGGUGAUCCGGCGGUUGCGCUCGCCUCUGGCGACACUGUUGACGAGGUACGGAUGGCCCUCACUGGCUCCGAGCCCAUCUGGUCGCAGGACAUCGUGCCGGUACAGCCCGCGCCCCUGCCUGGGCACCUUACUUUUGUGCCAGCUGCGCCAGCUCUUUCCUUAGCCUGCGUGCUUGUUGUGUCAGUUGAAUGGCAUCUUCCCAUUCUUAUUCCCAGCCGUGCUGACCUCACCUGGCUGCUCGGGUACCUGCGCAACCUGUCGCCCGGUCCCAUCUUGUCGGUCCGUGCGCCGGUGAACGCACAGGCGGCCGGUGCAAGCUCUAAUGAAGCUAUCCGGUGGAGAGACGGUGACCUCAUUCUUGCCUUUUCUACCGAUGCUGCCCACAGUGCUAUUGAUAUUCCUGUGUUCCGUGAAGAAGCCCAGGCCGCUGCCCGCGUUCGCCAUAUGGCUCUGUGGUCCUACGAUUUCCAAGUUGAUUUUGUCCUCUCUGUCGUCCUAUGGCGGCCAGGCCAUCGCCCUGUGCAGGCGCAUGUCCACCGGGGAGAACACUGGUCAGCCGAGGCCCGUACAUUUACCGGGACAUUUCACGUUCGUUACCCCGGGAAAUGGACCCCGGUCGCAUGGGCAUACGAUGACCAGCCCCACCUGUGUCUCCAGACCGGCGACAGCGACUUGCGUAAUAUCAUUAUCGAAACCUUGACUGGGGACCAGCUUCGCGGUACGUGCCACACUGUCCAUGCGAUGGCCAACGCUGCUACAUGCGGCAUCCUGAUUGACCGUGUGGAUGACCCUUGCUUUCUUCUUGGGGUCUCUUCGGAUAAGGGUUGGGCCGAGUUGCGACACGGAGACAUUGUUCAUUUUCCCCCGACAGAUGGGUCUCACAGCGCCCACCUUUUCUCACGGGCAGGGCUGUUGGUUUCGCUCCUCUUUGCAUCGCGGCCCUCCUUACUGCUUGCAGGAAUCUGUUUCCUUUCCGUGCCUCAGUGGAUGGGGGCUGCUGCUGUCCCAGUUGAUAUGCCGGCAGAUCGACCCGCCCCUUCAUGUCUGUGGUGUCCCUUUCAAGGGCGCUGUGGGGUUUCCCCUUUUCCAAUCGGCACCUCGCUAGUGUCGGGAAACACUGUCCACAGCUCUGAAGUGGCCCCCGUUCUUCCAGCUCCACUCUUCACGGGUGAGCAUAGCGUGCUGCGUCUCGGAAUUGCUCAAUGGGCUACUAUCCUUAUGGUAGGACCGCCCGCGCCUCGGGCAUUGAUUCUGCCAUCUAGGCUCCUCUACGAGUUCCUGAUGCAAGUGGCUCGCCAGCAUUAUGGUCCGGUAUCCUGCCUCGCAGGUAACCACCCUUUGCUGGGCCAGUCCGGUAGCCACAUCACAUUGCAUGAUGGUGAUUGUCUUAGAGUAGUACAAGAACGUUGGCAACCAUCUCUGAGCCUAGCUUUUGGGCGGACACACCUCACUUUCCGAGAGGCCAGUAAACACGGCUUUUGGAGUUGUCCCCUCGAGAUCAUCCGGGGUGGCUGGAUCUUGUUAUGGCGGGGUCCUGGCGAAUUGUUCCGUAUCCUCAAAGCCGUCCCUGGCCAGACUUGGUAUCCUCCGCUCGGCAGUUUCCUUCCGGCAAUGCUUCAUGAGACGGAAGGAUGGUGGCCCUGGGGUCUACCUUUUGAGGACGAACAUGUAGUCCAUAUGCUACCGCGAGAUCGAGCGUUGCUUCAAUCCUCGACAUGGGAGGCCAGCAUUGCAGCUGACUCUGGCCUUCAGACAUUUAAUGUCCCCGUCAAUAGCAGAGGCUCCCGAAUAGUGCCAUCUACACCUGGCCUCGGACUUCUUUUCCUGAUCGGGUCUGGUCUGAGUGCCUCUCCGGGCUACGCGCGCCGCAUCGGCACCUUGCUCGCCCUCGUGUGCACGGUUUGCUACCUUGCAGCUUGGGGGGCUCCACCAACAUGGCACCGACAAAACGAUGAUACCUGGCAUCUUGAUGUGCAGGACGUUUGUAACUUGCAGGCUCACCUGCAUCAGGGCUGGUGGGCCGAGGGCCUUGCCGAUGAACUCCCCAGUGGACUUCCGCCAGCGUAUCAUCUUGCUUGGCAAUUGGAACCUAGUUGGCCAGGAGGCCCUCCUGACUCCCUGCUAAUUGCCACAGACGGUAGCGGCCUUGACGGAGGUUCGUGGGCCUUCCUUGCUUGGGGAUUCGCGCGCGGGCGAUGGUAUCGCCUCGGGUGGGCGGCCGGUUCCUUGCACGCCACUCCUUGGCUUCCAUCAGUCGACUGUCACAGUGGUGGCCUAGCCACAUCCUACUUUGCCGAGCUAGCUGCCCUUCAGUCUGCGGGCCACUGGUGUGCUGCUAUGCUUGACCUGUGGCAACUGCGGAUGCGAUCACGGCCAUGCUCGGUCUCUGUGGUCGUUGACAACUCUAGCGCCAUGCAAGCGGCGGCCGGCACAGGCGCGGCGAAUGGCCCUGCGCCCCAGCGCGCUAGAGCUGUAUGGCAGGCCGUGCAGGCCCGGAUCAGCACGCAUUUUCGCCACGUGCAUAGUCAUGUAGGCAUUAAAGUUAAUACCCUUGUUGAUGCACUUGCCUCUGCCGCCAGUAAGGGACUCCUUGACGACUGGAUGCGGUCGGGCCCUUUUCAAUCUUGUAAAGGGCACCCUGCCGAUCUUUAUCAGAGUCUCUGGCUAGUUCCAAGAGCUAGCAUGCAUCAGGGUCGACCCGUGGUCAUCAUGCGAACAGGUGCAUCUGCGUGGAUACCCCCGCCUGAGGCAUUGCCAGAGCAAAAGGCUCCACCGGCGGCGCGCCGCCCACAGGAUCUGCACUUGCUUACCGCAAACAUUCAGUCCAUCAAAGAUACCCGCUGUAACCCCUUUAACCCAGCUGGGCAUGGAGCACGUCGUCAAUACCUCCUUGACCAACUCACCCGCCUUGGCGCGCACGUAGUUUGCCUCCAAGAGACUCGCGCCCCAGCCGGUCGCUGGAGUACCGGUGGAUGGCUCUCUUGGCGGUCAGGCGGUUUGAAGGGCCAGUACGGAUGUGAGGUCUGGGUCCGUCAAGACCAGGUCCGGCCUUUGUUGCAGCUAGCGGAUUUUCGCAUCCUCGCUGCCGCUCCGCGCUUCCUGAUCGUGUCAUGCACUGACCCCCGGCUUCCGCUCACUAUUUGCUCCGCGCAUGCACCGCACGCAGAGCGGCCAGCUCAUGAAAGCACUGCGUUUUGGCAAGAGUUACGCAAUGCACUCCAGCAAUCCCCUAAGGGUCGCGGUCUGGUUGUUGGCAUCGAUGCCAACGGCGACUUCUGUGCCCAAGACGAAGGCGGCUGUCUUAUCGGUACCCACAUUGCCCGUCACGAAGCUACCUCUAACGACGAGCACCUUUUCGAAUUUGUGACUUCGCUUGGCCUCGAAGCCCCUGCCACCUGGGAAGGCGUACAGGUUGGAAAAGGAUGGUCAUGGGAACAUACUGGAGGCAAGCGCAAGAGGCUUGACCAUCUCCUUUUUGGAGUUGGGCCCUGGACCCAUGGCUCGGCGAGCCAGGCGUGGGACUUUGACAUCGUUAAUUCGCAGCGCGAUCACCUUCCUCUACGAGUUCUCUCCACUCUCCAACCUGCGGUGCCGGCUGGACGAAAGACCGUCACUCGUCACAGUACAGCUGAUGCCGUCCGCCGCGAUGGCACCGCACUCUGGCAACGUGUCACAACCCUGUCGGCCGCUGCACAUGGCAGUGGACAGCGUGUUGACCAACUUGUUCGUGAGCAUGGUAGCUGGGUACGGGGUCUCGCUCCCAGAGCACCUCUCUCACCUCGGCAACCCUACAUACAGGCCCGCACCCUGGUCUGGCUGCAUCAGCUGCGAGAUUGGCGAAGUCAGACCCGGGCAAUCCAAGCUACCGUCCGCCAGGCAGCCCGACGCCUAGUUCUUCGUCGGUGGGGUCGCCUCCGCAAGCUUGACCGGGCCAAUGCGUACGUCCAGUAUCGGCAUAGCCGUUUGCUCUACGAGGCGAUGAGGCUUCAGGAAGGGCGUCUUCAAGCGCUCGCGCAUCUCAACGCUCGCAAAGACAAACAAGCACACUUCUUGAGCCUUACAGCCGCUGCAGCUGAUCGAUGGCACGCUGAGGGACGCCCUUAUAUGAAGCCAUCACUUCUCUCCGGUGGGCUUCUCGGCGCGCAGCCGAACGACGGCAAGUCUCUGCUGCGGGCGCCAGCUCCGCCUUGCUUUGUUGCUGCUCCUUCGCUUCUUGAGGCAGAGGCGGCAUGUCGACGGCAGAAGAGCAACAAAGCGCCUGGCCCAGAUGGUAUUCUUAACGAAUUCUGGAAUGGCUUUCCAGUCGAAGCGGGACGAUGGUCAUGGGAGGUGUUUACGCGCAUUGCCCUGACUGGCAGGGAACCGCUGCACUUUAAGAUUGCAAUUUAUUGUGCUCUCUACAAGAAGGGCCCAGCGGCCCUUCCGCAGAACUACCGCGCAAUUGCGCUCCUCAAUGGCGUUGCCAAACUGUGGCAUGGACAUCUCAGACGCACAAUUGGGCACAGCAUUCUGCGUGGUUACGAUUCGGCACAGCUGGGAGGUCGACCUGGCAUCCCGGUCGGCUUCGCGAUCGCAGCCUUCCGCGCUGUCACAGACUUGUGCGUCGCAGCGCAGCAUUGCACAGCCGCUCUCUUUAUUGAUGUCCAGGCUGCUUAUUAUGAAGUCAGUCGCAGCCUCAUCUUCUCGGGUGAUAAUCUCGAAGAGCAGCAUGCCGCCAGGAUUGCCUCUGAACCACACCUUGCCCGUCUGUCUGCUGCUCUCCGCCAACACGGUUCUGACCAUGUGUUUUUGGCAUCCAAAGGCUCUCGACCAGGAGAUGGCCUUGCUGAUAUUCUUUUCGGCGCCCUUUUCGCCGUCGCCCUCCGCCACAUUCGGCGUGCUUGCUCAGCAGAGGGUAUCUCGCUUCAGGCGGCUGGCAGCUACAUAGGGGUCACGGAGUCUGUCUUGCCAAUUGGCUGGGCUGAUGAUCUCGCGAUUUUGGCGGACUUUCUGUCGCCUGCGCAGCUGCGAGAUCAGUUGCCACGUUUUGUUAUGGUUGACAUACGUGGCCCGUCUGCUAAGCAAGUCCGCGGUGAACUGCUCGCCGCGCCGGCUUUGCUGCACCUUCCUACCGGCCACCAAGUUCGGCUUUCACCUGAAUACCGGUAUCUCGGGGUGAUUUGUACUCCACGGGACACCGGCCGGCGCGACACCGAACUCUGUGCACAACGAGCCCACGCCGCUUGGUCUCACGCCAAAAGCUUAUUAGCUUGCCCUACGCUCCAUUGGCGUCUCAAGCAAGCGUGGGUCGCAGGCAGGGUGCUCCCCGCUGCCUAUGCGACGAUUGGCACUUCCAUCGCCACCUCGGCACGAGCUUUGAGCCCUAUCACCGGCUUCUUUGACCGGGCUGCGAGGCAGCUGGUCGCUUCUUGGCGUUAUGGCCAUCUGCUAACAAAGCCUGCUCUGACACUGUUGCUUGGCUUGUCUGCACCUGACGAUGCAUAUUGCAUCGCACGAGUUCGCCUGGCUGUUCAGCUUCUGACUCGUGCGGAGCAAAAUGCGACGACAGAGGCCGCCGAUCUGCGAAAGCAGGACCUUCAAGAUGACCGAGCAAACCUGCAGCAAUCCCACAGCGUGGCGAUCGAGAGGCUGUCGACUCGGCUGAGUGAGGUCACGAAUGAGCACAAGCAGACCGUUGCAGACUUUCAGCGUGCCUGGCCUUUUCUUGGAAGGCAUUGUGCACAAAACCUUAAACCCUAA
Molecule: messenger RNA, 14781 nt
Organism: Symbiodinium sp. CCMP2592
Lineage: Eukaryota; Dinophyceae; Suessiales; Symbiodiniaceae
Source: the annotation of a GenBank genome assembly